AUGGAAAGACAUGUAACAGCGAAAAGAGGACAAGGAAGCCAUGACUUUGCUUGGUUGGUACAUUAUGUCCGCAGUAACAUGAUCCCAAGUUCAGUGACGAUGGGAUUGGCUAUAGCGGUUUUGCAGUUUGGUUAUGGAGGUCACUGUGGUGCUUUUCUUCUUCAUUCACAGGAUAUCAUUAAUGACAAGAAACCAAAUUUUAUUUUUCUUAUUGAGACCCUUUGUGCCUCUAAUAAAAUUGCGGAAAUACAAUCAUUAUUAGAUUAUGAUGGUUUUGUUAAUGUUGAUUGUGUUGGCCAUAGUGGUGGUUUGGCAUUUGGCCAUAGUGGUGGUUUGGCAUUACUCUGGAAGGGUGUUUCGUCAAUAAAUCUUAUCAGUUCCAGUUCUAGAUAUAUAGAUGUUGAAGUGGAACUGCCCCGAGAGGAGGUAGGGCUCAACCUAAUUAUCUUAUUCGGGGAUUCCAAGUUUCAAGCUGCUAUCUCAGAUGCACAUCUGUAUGAUUUUCCUAUGUCUGGUUAUGCCUUCACUUGGGAACAUGGUCGCACUAGUGGCAAUUUAAUUGAGGAAAAACUUGAUCAUAUUUUGGCUACUGACUCUUGGCGCCGAAAAUUCUCUCAAGCUCGAGCUAUGGUUCUUGACAAAUCUUCAUCCGACCAUCUCCCGAUCUACCUUGAACUACGUCACUUUAUGCCUCGGGCUCAGAGAACAGCGGUGGGCUUAGCUGAAAGGAUUUCUCGUUGCAGAGCACUUCUUGAGGUUUGGGGGGAAGAAUUUCGCCAUUAUCAAAAAGGGGAAUUUGCUACUUGCUUGGCUAUCAUGGCUGCUACAAUAGGUUCUCGUAUCGCAGGGGAUAAUGUCCGAUUUCUGGAGGCAAAAAAUAGGUAUCAGGAAUUAUUGUUACAGAAGGAAAUUUUUUGGAAACAACGUGCUAAAGAGUUCUGGUUGCGGGAAGGUGAUGCUAAUACCUGUUUCUUUCAUCGAAGAGCUUCAGCCUGUCAACAACAGAAUCGAAUUUCUUCUUUGAGAGACGAAUCUGGUAACUGGUGUCACUUGAAUUCCGGGUUAGAGGAUCUCAUGCCUGUUAUCACCGAGGAGCAAAAUGAGUUCUUGUUAGCUCCUUACUCAAUUGAAGAUGUUCGGGCAGCAGUGUUUGAUAUGAAGGCCGACAAAGCCCCGGGACUUGACGGGUUCAAUCCUGGCUUCUUCCAAGGCUACUGGGACAUUAUAGGUAAUGAUAUUGCUCUAUACUGUAUUGAGAUAAUUCAUAGCAGGUCUAUCCCUGAUUAUCUGAAUGUGACUGGUUUGGUUUUGAUUCCUAAGAAAUCAUCCCCUGAAUCUAUGACUGAUUUGAGACCGAUUGCUCUUUGCAAUGUUCUGUUAAAAGUCAUUACUAAGAUGCUCGCAAAUCGUCUUCAAAUCGUCUUCGCACUAUUCUUCCGCGUCUGUUCGGAAAGCCAAGAGUGCCUUUUUGUUGCGGGUAGGAAAUAUUCGGAUAAUUGUACUUUUGAAGCUUUACAUGCAUUUCAUAGGACGACUAGGGGUUCUAAUUUUUCUGCAGCUGUCAAAAUGGACAUCAGUAAAGCAUAUGACAGAAUGGAGUGGUCCUUUCAUCGUCAAAUGUUAACUAAGUUGGGUUUUCAUGCUCUAUGGAUUAAUCUUAUAAUGUCUACUCUAACUUCGGUUAAGUACUGGAUUUUGCGGAAUAACAGAGAGCUUGGACCCAUUAUCCCCACUCGGGGUUUGCGACAGGGUGACCCUCUAUCCCCGUAUUUAUUCAUCAUCUGUGCUGAAGGCUUAUCAAAUAUAAUUCAGAUGUCUAUUCAGAAUGACAAUUUGAGUGGUUUUCGAGUUUGUCGGAGAGGACCGUUAAUUUCUCAUCUAUUUUUUGCUGAUGACAGUUUGGUGUUUUUGAAGGCUUCGGUUCAAGAAUCACAAUCUCUCAAACAUAUUUUGGCUAUGUACUCUCAAACAUAUUUUGGCUAUGUAUGA
Messenger RNA from Jatropha curcas, 1989 nucleotides. NCBI's taxonomy places the organism in Eukaryota, Viridiplantae, Streptophyta, Magnoliopsida, Malpighiales, Euphorbiaceae. The record is from RefSeq and is a predicted model, not a curated record.